AUGGUCCACCACCGCCGCCGUCGUCGUCGUCAUGGUCCAGUAAACGCCCGAACCCGCUCCGCUGGGUCCCUCCAAAAACUCGCAACAAAAUCCCUGGAUAGCGUCUCUGUCAAAGACGCCAAAAAUGCUACCGUUUCUUCGCCAUUGUCUGUCGUCGACGCACGCUCUGGUGAUCAUGCACACGAGCACCCUGCAACCAGGCCAUGCCCAGAGCAUGCCCACGAGGACCCGGUACAGACCCGGGCGAAUCAUGGGCUGCUCCAAGCAGCCACCCCUGAAGCGUUCCGCUCUCCCCUGGGACCUGGGGCGUUCCUGACGGUGAUGCAGGUCGUACGGUGGCGUACGCAAGCUGCUUCACCUAGUCUGCUCAAGCCUCCCCGAAGAAGGUUGCAUGCAGAAGCAAUGAUUGACCGGUCAGUUCCGUAUUCAGACAAAAUUCCCCGAACCAAAAACCGGAGUCAAAACUCCUCCGUGUAUCCUGGCUUCGCAAUCCGGCCGUCUCCGCCAUCGUCCAUAACCGGCUGUAAGGGGGGGACAGAAAACCUAGGCAAGCCAAGGCAAUAUAAGGUAAUUUUCUGUGGCUCUGAUGUUUCGUGGCCCGUCGUCCCGACGUUGCAGAGCCGGCUAUGUCCACUUCGGGCCUUCUGCUCGUCCUCGUCGAAGGUCCCACGUCCUGACACCAACGAAGUCUCGUCUUUUUUGCCUCGUCCCAUUCAGCCACCAAGGCCCCCAACAAGCCGGCGCUCGGGGAACGUUUGGCUCGCAUGCCCCCCUGCUUGCCCCUCCGCUUGGAUCGCCGUCGAAAAUCGCCAUCGCGAAAGACUGGGACCCGCCCCCUCGACGUCGUCCACAGUGGCCCCGGACCAAGCCCUCUUCGGCCACGCCCCGAACUGCCCGUCCGGCCCCAUGGCCUCGAGUCGGCAAUCCAUUAUAUCCAUCAGUCUAUUGCUCCGAUGCACCGCGACGCCUCCCGGCGCUAGUCGGCCCCAGGAGGGCCCACUUCAACCGCUCAUGGUCUCCUUCUAG
This is a messenger RNA of Ilyonectria robusta, 1026 nucleotides long. RefSeq lists its product as uncharacterized. The transcript is spliced from 3 exons. The record is from RefSeq and is a predicted model, not a curated record. Bases 1 to 1026 code for a protein of 341 amino acids. NCBI's taxonomy places the organism in Eukaryota, Fungi, Ascomycota, Sordariomycetes, Hypocreales, Nectriaceae.